CAUCAAGAGGAUGUGAGAUUCAGCCGCAUCUCUUCCGCCCAUCCCCUCCUGCCAGCUGCCGCUGUCAGUAGCCGGGCUGUAGUGGUGAUGCUGCUCCCUGGUGUGUAGAGGAGGAGAGAGAGCGUGUCCGCUGCCCAAUGACAGCGCAGGUUGCUGAGAGACGCUGCUGGGGUGAAUGGAGGCGACAAGAUGCCGUCUAGAUUGGCGAAGAAAGAAAGGAAUUAACAUCGAUCAAGAUCUGACUUUGAUGUGCACAACCUUUUAAAGCAUGAAAUAAAUCACCCAUGUACGGUUCAGAGAGUCAGAGCAGCCUCAUUUCAGCGCCCUCCCGUUAAGGACCCUCUGGUGGCUCCACCGCUGACUCACAGGACAUGUACGGCAGUGCCAGAGCUGUAGGCCAUAUAGAGAGCAGCCCCGCACGGUCCCCGCGCCUGCCAAGGUCCCCCAGAUUGGGCCAUCGGAGGGCCAACAGCGGGGGUGGGGGCGGUGCGGGGGGCAAGACGCUCUCCAUGGAGAACAUCCAGUCCCUCAACGCUGCUUACGCCACCUCAGGUCCCAUGUACCUGAGUGACCAUGAGGGCGUGGGCUCCACUGCCACCUACCCAAAAGGCACUAUGACUCUGGGUCGCGCCACCAGCCGGGCCAUGUAUGGGGGGCGUGUCACAGCCAUGGGGAGCAGUCCCAACAUUGCUUCAGUGGGGCUGCCUCACCAUGCUGACCUGCUGUCUUACAGUGACCUGGGCUCCCUCUCCAUGCUGCACCACCAUCACCACCACCAGGGGGUGCCCUCUGCCCUGCUGAGGCAGGCGGUGCGGGGCAGUGGGGGGGAGCUGCUGGAGAUGCAGGCCCAGCUCAGGGACACGCAGAGGGAGAAUGAUUUGCUGCGCAGAGAGCUUGACCUGAAGGACAGUAAGUUGGGGUCUUCCACCAACAGCAUCAAGAGCUUCUGGAGCCCUGAACUGAAGAAAGAGAGAAUCAUGAGGAAAGAGGAGGCCGCCCGCACUUCCAUCCUGAAGGAGCAGAUGAGAGUCACUCAUGAGGAGAACCAGCUGCUGGAGUCAAGGAGAACUAAGCAUCUCCAGAUGACCAUCCAGGCUCUGCAAGAUGAGCUGCGGACACAGCGAGACCUGAACCACCUGCUGCAGCAGGAGAGCGGUAACCGCUCUGCCUCUGACCACUUUACCACCAUUGAGCUGACAGAGGAGAACUUCCGUCGGCUGCAGGCCGAGCAUGACAGACAGGCCAAGGAGCUGUUCCUGCUCAGAAAGACGCUGGAGGAGAUGGAGCUGAGGAUCGAGACCCAGAAGCAGACGCUGGGUGCCAGGGACGAGUCCAUCAAGAAGCUGCUGGAGAUGCUGCAGAGCAAAGGGCUUACCUCUGGCAGAGUGUCGGAGGAGGAGGAACAGGAGAGAGCGAGGCGCAUUGCUGAGGCAGAGGCUCAGCUUGGACACCUGGAGGUCAUCCUGGAUCAGAAGGAGAAGGAGAACAUCCAUCUGCGAGAGGAACUGCACAGAAGAAAUCAGCUACAUCAGGAUCCAGGCAAAACCAAGGCCCUGCAGACCAUCAUAGAGAUGAAAGACACCAAAAUUGCCUCUCUGGAGCGCAACAUUCGGGAUCUGGAGGAUGAGAUCCAAAUGCUGAAGGCGAAUGGAUUACUGAACACAGAGGACAGAGAGGAAGAAAUCAAACAGAUGGAGGUCUACAAGAACCACUCUAAGUUUAUGAAGACCAAGAUUGACCAGCUAAAGCAGGAGCUGUCCAAAAAGGAGUCAGAACUGCUGGCUCUGCAGACAAAACUAGAAACCCUCAACAACCAGAACUCCGACUGCAAACAGCACAUCGAGGUGCUCAAAGAGUCUCUCACUGCCAAAGAACAACGUGCUGCCAUUCUGCAAACAGAGGUUGAUGCUCUGCGUCUGCGUCUGGAGGAGAAGGAGUCCUUUCUGAACAAGAAAACCAAGCAGCUGCAGGACCUGACAGAAGAGAAGGGCACUCUCGCUGGAGAAAUAAGGGACAUGAAGGACAUGCUGGAGGUCAAAGAAAGGAAGAUCAACGUCCUGCAGAAGAAGAUUGAGAACCUGCAGGAGCAGCUGCGGGACAAAGACAAGCAGCUGGGAAACCUGAAGGACAGGGUCAAGUCUCUGCAGACCGACUCCAGUAACACAGACACUGCCCUGGCCACCCUGGAGGAGGCGCUGUCAGAGAAGGAGAGGAUUAUUGAGCGUUUAAAGGACCAAAGAGAGAGGGAAGACAGAGAACGUCUAGAAGAAGUGGACUCGUAUAAAAAGGAAAACAAGGAUCUGAAGGAGAAGGUCAACAGCCUGCAGAUAGAGUUAACUGAUAAAGAGUCGAGUCUCAUCGAUUUGAAGGAACAUGCUUCAUCUCUGGCGUCUUCUGGCCUGAAGAAAGAUUCGAAGCUGAAGUCGCUGGAGAUCGCCAUCGAGCAGAAAAAAGAGGAGUGUAGUAAGUUGGAGACGCAGUUGCAGAAGCAAGCUGAGCAGCUUUUCAGUCACAUGAACAAUCCUAAAGCCCACGAGGUGGAUCAUCAGUCGGGCUCCAGAGGAAACCCGGAGUACGUGGACCGAGUGAAGCUGCUGGAGAAGGAGGUGAGCUACUACAAGGACGAGGCCAACAAGGCUCAGACGGAGACAGAGAGACUCCUGGACAUCCUGCGAGAGGUGGAGACGGAAAAGAAUGAUAAGGACAAGAAGAUCGCUGAGUUGGAAAGACAAGGAGGCAAAGACCUGACAAAGAAGGGGCCAAACAUCAAACUGGGACCACAAGGGGACAAGAAAGGUUUAGGACAAGACCUUCGUAAGGAUGGCACCAUGGAUGGUGGCCACCACUCAAAGUUGGAGGAGCUGAUGAGCACUCUGGAGAGGACGAGGCAGGAGCUGGAUUCCACCAAGCAGCGUCUCUCCUCCACACAGCAGUCACUGCAGGAGAGGGACACACACCUCACCAACAUGAGACAAGAUCGCAGGAAACAGCUGGAGGAGAUCCUAGAAAUGAAGCAACAAGCUCUGCUGGCAGCCAUCAGUGAGAAAGAUGCUAAUAUUGCACUACUGGAACUUUCUGCCUCCAAUAAAAAGAAGACCCAGGACGAAGUGCUGUCCCUCAAGAGGGAGCGGGACAAACUGAUGCACCAGCUCAAACAGCACACACAGAGUCGAAUGAAGCUGAUCGCAGACAACUAUGAAGACGAGCAGUAUCACCCACACGGUCCUCACCACCCACAGCCGCAGCCCACCCACGCACAGCCUCAGCCCCAGCCCCAGUACCCCCAUGCUCCCCACGCCCAGCAGACUCCAUACUCACACACCAUGCAUCCACAACAUCAACAGCACCCACAGGCCCCCGCACAGCACCCGCACCCACAGCAGCCACAACCCCAGUACCCACACCCUGCCCACUCGCAGCACCCCCAGCAACACCCCCAGCAACACCCCCAGCAACAUCCCCAGCAACAUCCCCAGCAACAUCCUCAGCAACAUCCCCCAACCACCUCCCCAGCACCAACAGCAUCAACAACAACAGCACCCACGUCCCCAACAGCCCCAGCACCCUCACCAGCAGCACCCACAGCAUCCUCAGCAGCACCCACAUGGACAUCCUCCACAGCAGCACCCUCACCCACAGCACCCACAUGGCCCUGCGCAACAAGGACCCCAUCCACAACAUCCACAUCCCCAGCAUCCUCAGCACCCACAGCACCCACACCAUGCCCAGCAUCCACGUCACCCGUCGCCCCAUCAUCGUGGAGGGCCUGCCAGAGGACCCCCGCACGCUGGUCACCGUCCCAACCAGGACCAGGAUGACGACGAGGGCAUUUGGGCAUAAUCCCAGCUGUGACAACCAAAGCUCUGAUGUUGUUUUGAGGGAUGAUUCAGUCACUACUGGAGGAGCACAGCAAUGCCAUGAUGUUGAAAC
Messenger RNA from Labrus bergylta (ballan wrasse), 3930 nucleotides. The record is from RefSeq and is a predicted model, not a curated record. Lineage: Eukaryota; Metazoa; Chordata; Actinopteri; Labriformes; Labridae.